This is a messenger RNA of Cotesia glomerata, 950 nucleotides long. RefSeq lists its product as uncharacterized. The coding region runs from base 216 to 887 and encodes 223 amino acids. The transcript has 5 exons. Lineage: Eukaryota; Metazoa; Arthropoda; Insecta; Hymenoptera; Braconidae. The record is from RefSeq and is a predicted model, not a curated record.
GCAUUGAUCGAUUCAGCAAAAUUAAUCGCCUCCAGGAGUUACUUGAAAGCGGAGGUAUUAAUGAAUUGGAGUUUUUACAAAGAGGUGUUUCAGCAGCUGAGCAACUGGUUCGCAAUUUAAUAUUCACAAAUCCAGACCCAAAUUCUGGAUUUGAAAUCGUUGACCUCGUACCCAUCCAUCACAAAUUGACGAUCACCAUUGCUCGCUUACGGGAAAUGGAGCCCGAGGCACCGGAGUUACUAUUGUUGGGGGAAAUAAAUGUUAAUGAGAACAUUAAUAAUAACGACAAUGAAGUUGACUCAGAUGACGAAUCUGAAACUGGGCCCAUCCGCCUUUAUGGCUAUGGCUGGGUGGAAAGUAACGAAACAGUUAUUAUGGUUAUAAGUGGCCACCUCAGGAUCUUUUUACAAACUAUAUUCGAUAUAAAAGUCGAAUUUUCCGUCAGUAAAGGUGUUCAUUCUUCUCGAGAUGUUUUCAUCGCCGAUCUCCAUGGCUCCAAUGUCGGCAAAACCAGUCCCUGGUAUAUUCUUUCUUCAGGUGCCUGUUGUAAUUAUCAUAUAUCAUCUUCGUCAAGAUAUUCUUCAUCGAUUCUCUUCAGUUUUGAUCGCGCCAAAACGGCUUACAUUGACGUAGAUCGUGCUGAACUAAGGAAUGAUGAAGAUGCAUAUCCAGCGGCGGCUGCUGGCGAUUUUAUCUAUAAUUCUCAAAUUUGCCUGGCGUGUUCAGACGAGGAAUCACCACCGGACGUCGUCUACAACCCUUGUCGGCACUGCAUCUUCUGCCAAGCAUGUCAAAGACAGUACGUGCAAACUCUGCUUGGAGAUGGGCAAAUUUUAACUUGUAGUUACUGCCGACAAGAGGUUGUCUCAGUUGACUUGAUUAUUUAAAAAAAUAUUAAUCCUCAUUAAAUUUUUAUUUAAUAUUACUUUUAAACAAAUUUAAAAUAUAAU